AUGGGCUUGAAAUCGCAAAACACAAUCUCGAGCCGUCAAAGGUCGUAUGCGUAUCCGCCACCAGCAAGAGGCAUCAGCAGACUCUGGGCGUGGAUCCCCGACUCGUGGGCGUGUCGCCUGUUCCUUCUCAUCACGUUGGCAGAAGCAUCCAUCGACAUUGCCAUCGAGAGCGUCUUGUUUGCACGAUACCAAUUUCACCGCAAGACACACGCAUCGCCGGACGAUGACUCCAAGUCCAGAGCACUCCCAGUGUUUGUGAUCGUGUUUUCGCUCGCACACAUCUACCAGUUCCUGCUCGCCGUCGACGCCGUGAUCAACAGGAACACGAUUCUCGUUAUCGGCGCCAUUCUCUUCAACGCGUGCUUCUUGGUCUACUCGCUCAUCCAGAUCUCCGAAAUUCGUUCGGUGCUGGGCGAUGGUGUAGCACAAGGUUCGUCGCAGACAGUGCCCGUUCAGGUACUGACGGGUGCCAUCCCCAUCGUCAUCGCCAUCGCCGAGAUCUCGUUCAUCGUGCUCGGAUGGAAGCUGUGGAAGGAGUUCGGCUGGCAAAUCUACAAGAAGAUCGGCGCCGACAGGAGCCUCAAACGCGGCUAUCUCCACUACCAGAUCUACGUGGCGCUGCUCAAAUUCGACUUCUUCAUCUUCAUCGCAUACUGCAUCCAGCUGGUUCUGGUGGUCAAGCAGAUUGGCUCAGCAGAGCGAUGGAUCACCAUCAUCUCGGCUCCGUUCUCGCUGCUCAUCCUCGUGUUUGCAUGGUACUCGGUGCGCAAAGAGCUCAAGUGGGGCAUGCUCACGUUCCUGGUCGGAUUGACGGGAGCGAUGGUCUACUUUGUCUAUAAGCUGUUCCGCAUCUGGCAGCUCAAGGACACGCUGUACAAAGAGGUGUACAAGAGCUUGACCGUCUUCUCGACGCUCUCGAUGCUGCUGCUCCUCAUCACGGCGGUCAUGACCAUCCAGUGCAUGCUCAACUUUGACCGCGGCUUGAAGAACGCCAUCUCGAGGCCGAGGAAGGAGCGUGCAGCAGCAGCCGCAGCCGCCGACAAUGGCUACAUUGUCGGGUACGACGGCAAAGCGUUGACACAUAGCAAGCGCGUGGUGCCACUUGCGGAAAAAGAAAAGGACGGAGAGGAAGGGAGCGUGUGUGUGCGCUUCGGCCACCUGACUCUUGGAUCCAUCAUGCACCGCGACCUUGAUUUUUGGUGGAAUUGCACCUUGAAGCUUUCUGGACUCCAUUGUUGUGCCACCUUGCCAAACGAGCAUCGACCCACCAUCAACCUUCUUUCGAGCAUAACACCCUCAGCAUCGUCAAUCACACAACGCACCUCCGACGACAAUCGGUCAAUAUCGCCGCGGCGCAUUUCCGCUAGAGACACUGAUCUUGCAAUCCACAUCGCGACCAUUGGUACUCUGUACCUGUCCGACGCGCCAACACAUCAUCCAUAUGAUACUCUGAGCUGGAUCUGGUUGCCGAGCGAGCUUGCUUGCGACCGUACACGGCGUAGCGCGUUCCGACCAGCUUUCGGCUUGGCACGGCUGCCAAGGUCGUGA
Molecule: messenger RNA, 1548 nt
Organism: Pseudozyma hubeiensis SY62
Lineage: Eukaryota; Fungi; Basidiomycota; Ustilaginomycetes; Ustilaginales; Ustilaginaceae
Exons: 2
Coding region: 1-1548 (515 amino acids)
Cellular component (GO): Golgi apparatus
Source: RefSeq, a predicted model, not a curated record